AUGUCACCAACAAACUACACACUCACACCUGGUGAAUCAUCAGGUACAUCAUCACCUUAUACUCCACCGAACGAUCCAUCAAAAGCGGGUCCAAGUCAGAAUCACCAUCAUCCUUAUCUUCCAUUCGGAUACUCCCCAUUACAACAACAACAACAACAACAUCAACAUACACGUCAAGAUAGUCAAGAAUACGCUUCUUCUUCAGCUGAUAAGUCACAGCGAUCAAGAGAUGGUUGUCUGACUUGUAGAACAAGAAAAGUUAAAUGUAAUGAAGUUAGACCAAUCUGCGAUAAAUGUAGAAUUAAAGCUAGGGAGUGCUUGUGGCCUUCGGGAGAUGAAAGUGAAAGAAGACGGAACAAGAAACGUCGCAUGACUUCAAUCGAGAAAGAUCAAGACCAAAAACCAAAUCCAAAUCAAAGUCAAAAUCAAAGACGUUCAUCUUCAAAUAGUAAAUUGUCAAUGGUAGACAUCAAACCUCAACUUUCCUCGCUUCAACCACGUAGUAUCCUCAACCCCCCGGAAAUCAUUACCCCAUCAAAUAUCGUGGCCAAUGGUCCGAACAUACCCAUCACAACACUUCGACAUCCGCCCUCCUCUUCCUCGUCAUUGUCUCAUAUGAGAACCAGUAAGAUACCUACAAGGAGGAUGAGAGGUACAAUACAUGUUCCACCUGGAUUCUUACCUGCACACGCACCGAACGGUAGAAGUAAAGAAAAGAAUGAUGAAGUAAAAGGCGAUCUGGUAGAUUGGUUAGUACCGGAAAAAGUCAGAGCGACAAUGAUGAUGGAUCCAUCAUUUCUGGAACCAUACUUUCCAACAGUUGACGAGCGUCUCGUGAUUCGACACUAUCUGUCUAAAACAGUACACAUCAUCAUUGCUUUCGAAUCGGAUCAUCAUCCUUGGAAUCCGUGGGUUAGAGUUCAUGCUCCUCUAGCAUUUAAGCACCUGCCAGGAUCCAACCCCGCCGCGGACGCUCUACGAGCAGCCAUCCUAGCAGUUGGCGGAGUACAUCUUACCUAUUCGUCAGAUCCAGCAGAUCAAGCUGCAGCAUGGCGAAUAACUAAAUCCGCCAAGAACAGGGUACUGAAUCUCGUCCAGCAAACAUUACAAGACAGCGACGGGAAACCUAAAGUGCUAGAUAAAGAGAACACCGAAUUGGUCCUCGCUGCUUUGCUGAGCUGCACCAUUGCAAGUUCGCUUGCAGCGGAUGAUUCAUGGCAUGAUCUCUUAUCAUCCGUUCUAUCACUGAUCGACCAACUCGGCGGAGCUCAGAACAUCCUUCGCGAUGCUCCAAGAGAUAAACUUUCACCAUACAGAUUCUUCAUGGAACAACUAGCAAUCAGGGAUGUCUUUGGAUGUAUGACAACAGAAUUAGCACCUAGUAUUUUGCAAGAUGCUUUCACACCUUGGUUCUUCGAAGCUGAAAGUUGGUCAAGGAGUGAUCUGGAGUGGGAAAGUGUGGAAAGAAUGUUCGGUAUCUCAAGAGGAAUGGUGGAUAUGAUAGCUAGAGCUUGUAACCUGAUUGCUUCAGUACGAGCGAUCAACCGACAUCUCCCCGAAGAUCCAAAAGCAUAUCUUGAUCCUCCUCUCGUACCACUGAAUAACACCGCGCAGACAAUAAUGGCCGAAUUGAGGAUAUGGGAUGACACCGAGAAUUUCACUCCAUUACAUCCUCGAACGCAGUACGGCAAUCAUUCAUAUAGACAUGCGAUCAGAAUUAGGAUGUUAAGAAAGGUCUACAGUGUUCCGAGUGAAGAUGAAAGAGUCGUCAAGUCUAGUCAAGCGAUUAUUGAAUUGGCAGGGGAGAUGUUAGCUCUUUAUGGAAAGAUAACAUGGCUUACUUGGCCAAUCCUCAUUGCUGGAUUUGAGAUCCCCCCUUCACAUCCAUCAAGGAUAACAGCACUAGAAAUGCUGGGAGCGUUUGGCCCUUACGCAUGUUUCGAUAAUCGUGCUGCUGCACGAAUGUUGUCUGAUUAUUGGAUGUGGCAUGAUAUCAAUGGUGAUCAUGCUUCGAGUUGGGAAGUAGCCAGAACGUUGAAUCAACGACCUUUCUUAGAUUAG
Kwoniella shivajii is the source of this 2061-nucleotide messenger RNA. RefSeq lists its product as uncharacterized. Gene Ontology annotation, cellular component: nucleus. Gene Ontology annotation, molecular function: DNA-binding transcription factor activity, RNA polymerase II-specific; zinc ion binding; transcription cis-regulatory region binding. NCBI's taxonomy places the organism in Eukaryota, Fungi, Basidiomycota, Tremellomycetes, Tremellales, Cryptococcaceae. The record is from RefSeq and is a predicted model, not a curated record. Gene Ontology annotation, biological process: positive regulation of transcription by RNA polymerase II. The coding region runs from base 1 to 2061 and encodes 686 amino acids. The transcript has 10 exons.